CCGUUACUUUAUGGUUACUUUUGUAACCAAUUUGAAUGAAGAUUUCCUGACCCGACCCGGAAACCUUUGGCCUGUCAAUAAAGAGUGAUUAUUGAACGGUGAAGAGAUUCGAAACCAGGUUGUCGUCUUCGUAUGAAAAACAAGAGGCUCUUUGCCAUCGGACUAAAUAGACGAUUAAUCGAUAUGCUUUUUGCAUAUAUUUUAUUUGAUACCUCUCUACGACAUACCGCUCUCCCUACAGUUGCAGCUGCACAUGAUUUUAAAACCCUAGCCUUAGGCAGUGGUCUAGAUAGAGAGACAGGAUUUUGACUACUGUAUGCAAACGGUACUUUUGGUAUUAGACAAACUCUAUGGAUUUAGAUGACGAGCUUUUUGCUGGUGAAUCUGGACCUGCAGUAAACCAUGGUCGUGGUAGGUUUCAACCGAGAGCGAAACUAAGACCUAGAAAGGAAACAACUCCAUCUAUUGCUUCUUCAAUACCAAGCAACACAAAGGAAAAGACCGUUACAGAAUCAUCCCCUAGCUUGAACACAACACAGCCUGUUCAGCCUGCCGAUAAUGGUGAUAGUAGAUUGACAAAACCGUCUAUCUCUGAAGUCAGAGAACCCUUGAAAACUAAUGAUGAUUCUUUAUCACGAUAUCCAAUUUUGGAUGAUAACUUGAAAUCACAAGUCGUGAAUCCAUCAUCAGAAGCUGUUGCGAGGAUAGAUGAUAUUGGUUCUGGAGAUGUUCUGCCUAUGAAAGUUGAAGCAUUAGCGAAACAGAAGGACAUGGCACAAACCUCCGGCAACUCAGACAUUGAACAAUUAGUUCAGCCAAUUGAUGUUUCAAAUAGAGAUUACAGAAUGACAGAUCCUGUUGGUUUGUCCUUGGCUGCUGUAGAAAUUGGUGGGUCUGAAGAACAAUUAAAAGGGAAUGAUGACUUUGGACAUGCCAUGCAUUCAGAGGUUGCAGGCUCUGAUGUCUUUGGAGCUUUGCACUCUUCAUUUGAAAACCCAGUGGGAGACAUGUUUGCUGGUUUGGAAUGUGUCACUAAUUAUCCUAGCCACUCUAGAAAUGGGAUGGAGAAGCCAGCUCUUAGUGAUUUGGAUAUCAUAGAUGGAGGUGAAAAUGGUGGUAUUCAGGGUCGAAAUUCUGUUAGCACUUCUGCAUCAAGGGAAUGUGAUGCUUCACAAGUUGAGAUUUGUGCUGAUUUAUUCAUGGUCCAAGAUACAGUGACCUGUAGGGAGACUUGUAUUUCUAGUAGUGAUGUAGUUAUCCCUGUUGAUGAUGGAAGAAUGAAAACAGAGGUUCGGCAACCCAGGGCCUGUUCUGACUUGGGAACUGAUUUUAUAUCUGAGGCAACAGUUGCAUCUGGAUGGCAUGCUGGGAAAAUCAAAACCAAGCCCAAGUUACGAGCUGAGAAGGAGAAAUCUAGUAUCAGCAUUACUUAUGCUGAUGCAGUUGAAUCAGUUAUGCAGCCACCAACUGCUGAGUUUGUUUCUUCUGAAACUCAGUACGUCUCAGAGGGCUCAUUUUCUGUCUUUCCGCCUGAUCACAUGUUUGAUUACUCAUCCAUAGACUUGGGUUAUAUCAUUCCACCUUCAGAGUCUAUAGCCUCUGAAUUCCCAAUGCAUGAAGAACUGACAAAUCUUGCAGAAACAUCUCAUGCUGACACUACUACUUUGGGGGAUGUACAAACAGAGGAUGUUUGUGGAAUGACUGAAAAUUCGGGUUCUGUUGGUAGGGAAAGAAAAGCGUCUACCACAUCAAAUUUGUCUCAGAGGUCAAAUGAGUCUUCUUUGGUUAGUGAGGAGCAUAAAGGUGACAAAUCAUCGAUGAAGCUCAGAAAGCGAGUAGCUGCUCCGCAACUGGUUGAUGAGCCUGAUGAUGAGACUCAUGACAGCUUCACUGCUGAACCUCUAAGUAGCAAUGUGGAUGAAGAUGUAGGUAAUAAUGGAUCUAGAGUGGAAAGUAAAGCUCAGAAGAAAAGAGCACCAAGAAAUUCAAAGAAACCUGUGCCUGAAAACGAAAAACCAGUUCGAAAGCGCAAGAAAUCCAAUGAAGAAUCGGAUCAGUCAACCAAAGAACCUCCCAAGAAGUUCUCUCAUUCUACUCGCCGAAACAGAAGACGUGUGAGUAAGGAAUUGCUUGACACCCCAGAGGAUGAAAUUGACCCUCGAAAGGUGCCUCUGAAGGAUCUUAUUAUAUUGGCAGAUUAUAGGGAGCGGUUAGAGAGUAAAGAGACCAAAACAUCAACAACACCCUUGACCAAUCAAAGUGCUGAAAAUCCUUUUGAUGAGGAGGAUUAUCAUAAUGGAGAGGAGACCUUUGCUUCAGAACAAGGCAGUGGCUAUACUGGUGAUCAAGCAACUCGUAGGGUUCAGUCAAGCCACUUCAACUAUCAGUCUUUCAUGAAGAAAACACCGACUGUAAGAUGGUCAAAACAAGACACAGAUUUGUUUUACGAGGCUGUUCGGCAGUUUGGUACUGAUCUGUCGAUGAUACUACAACUUUUCCCUGGAAGAACACGUCAGCAAAUCAAGUUAAAGUAUAAGAAGGAAGAGCGUAAACAACCGUUGAAGCUUAAUGAAGCUCUCACCAAUCGUUCCAAAGAUCAUUCUCAUUAUGAAAAGGUGAUUGAGCAGCUUCAGCAAGUUGCUGCACAGACACGGCAGGACACUAAUGGAGAUGACCCAACUGACAUAACAGGCGAAGAGGAUUCCAUAUUGGAAGGGAAAAUGGUGGGCAUGUGGGUUAUAAUGGACUUGAGCACCCGCCCUUGGCAAGCAGGUUUUCCAAGGAGAAUUCAACCCAAGCUUACAAAAGGCCCACUAUCCAACCGAAUUGCUUGAGUUGUUAGAUCGGUAUCUAUCAAAUGGUAUUAGAGCUAAACCCCACCUGAGCCGAUGUUCUGGAAGGGGUGACUUGGGAAAGGGCUACCUAGGAAGGGGUGACCUCUGAGAGUAGGCCACUCAGAGUAAAGCAAUCUAGAGUGGGCCAACGAUGUUUCGGAAGGGCCGACCUGGGAGAGUAGGCCACCUAGAAUGAAGCCGUCCAAAGUGGGCCAACGUUGACGUUGAGUCUCGAAGCGUGGGGGAAUAUUAGGAUCCUACAUUGGAAGGGAAAAUGGUGGGCAUGUGGAUUAUAAAGGGCUUAAGCAUCCUCUCUUGGCAAGCCGGUUUUCUAAGUAGAGUUCUACCUAAGUCCACAAAAGGUCCACUGCCAAGCCAAAUCGCUUGAGUUGUUAGAUGGGUAUCUAUCACUCAACCGUUGAGAACCCUAAAAGUUGAGAAGAACUUCAGAUUAGUCAAUUCAAAAUCCAUUUAAUCGUAAUAUGGGCCAACCUAAUGGUAGUAAAAAUUUGCAGGCUGAUUUUCAUACUUUUGUUUAUGGCAUUCAUUUGUGGUUAUUGCACGUUGUCCUUAAUGAUUGUUCUGGUGAACUCAUUAUAGAUGCAUUCCCUAAAUAUAUAGUCAAAGCCUUCAUAACUGUCUCACUGAAGUCAUUUUAUUGUCUGUUGAUGGAUAUGUGUGGUAGUAAAGCAAA
This is a messenger RNA of Pistacia vera, 3528 nucleotides long. RefSeq names its product transcription factor TFIIIB component B''. Gene Ontology annotation, cellular component: transcription factor TFIIIB complex. Gene Ontology annotation, biological process: RNA polymerase III preinitiation complex assembly. Lineage: Eukaryota; Viridiplantae; Streptophyta; Magnoliopsida; Sapindales; Anacardiaceae. The record is from RefSeq and is a predicted model, not a curated record. The transcript has 15 exons. The coding region runs from base 351 to 2834 and encodes 827 amino acids. Gene Ontology annotation, molecular function: TFIIIC-class transcription factor complex binding.